AUGGGAUCAGGUUCAAAGAAAGAGACCAUCUCCCGUCGACCAGUAUCACCCGCUGUGUCGAGCAAGAGACCAUCUCCCGUCGACCAGUAUCACCCGCUGUGUCGAGCAAGAGACCAUCUCCCAGCGACCAGUAUCACCCGCUGUGUCGAGCAAGAGACCAUCUCCCGUCGACCAGUAUCACCCGCUGUGUCGAGCAAGAGACCAUCUCCCGUCGACCAGUAUCACCCGCUGUGUCGAGCAAGAGACCAUCUCCCGUCGACCAGUUUCACCCGCUGUGUCGAGCAAGAGACCAUCUCCCGUCGACCAGUAUCACCCGCUGUGUCGAGCAAGAGACCAUCUCCCGUCGACCAGUUUCACCCGCUGUGUCGAGCAAGAGACCAUCUCCCGUCGACCAGUAUCACCCGCUGUGUCGAGCAAGAGACCAUCUCCCGUCGACCAGUUUCACCCGCUGUGUCGAGCAAGAGACCAUCUCCCGUCGACCAGUCUCACCCGCUGUGUCGAGCAAGAGACCAUCUCCCGUCGACCAGUUUCACCCGCUGUGUCGAGCAAGAGACCAUCUCCCGUCGACCAGUUUCACCCGCUGUGUCGAGCAACGAUGGAGCAAACGGAAAACAUCUUAGACAAUCCACUAUAAUUGUACUACGCUAA
Messenger RNA from Saccostrea cuccullata (small rock oyster), 648 nucleotides. Its product is annotated as sarafotoxin-like. Lineage: Eukaryota; Metazoa; Mollusca; Bivalvia; Ostreida; Ostreidae. The record is from RefSeq and is a predicted model, not a curated record. The transcript has a single exon. Bases 1 to 648 code for a protein of 215 amino acids.